GUGACCACAGGCGGCUCCCCGGGGACGCGGGGCAGCUCCCGCACUCCCGCCCUCGGCACCGCGGAGCCCGCACCAUGAUCCCGCUGCUGCUGCUGCUCCUGCCCGCCGCUCACGGCAUCGUCGAGCUGGGGACCAUCCCAGCCCUGACCCAGGACCGUCUGGAGGGGGUGACAACCGCCACCACCUUCGUGCUGGAGCAGCCCCGCUGCAUCUUCGGAAACUUCAGCAACGCCGUCAUCUGGCUGGUGGUGGCCCUGGACAAGGAUGUAUCCGCCUUCAACAACAGCGCGGAGCCGGGGACUCCCGAGACCGCGUUCCAGAGCUUCCCUGACACCGUCAGUGCCUACAUGACCCUGAACGCCACCCUGGCCAGCUACCCCUGCCCCAAACCCGCCGGGGACAUCACGGUGCUGCGGGUGGGCAGCGAGACGAGCUGUGCCACCGAUGUGUCGAGGCCCACGUGCAAUGGCCCCCUGCCCGGCCCCGGGCCCUACCGGGUGAAGUUCCUGGCGCUGGAGGGCUCUGUGCCCGUGGCCCAGACAGCCUGGUCGGAGUCCAUCACGCUGAGGACAGCCAAACCACUCAGCAGCAUCUCCACGGCGGGCAGCCGGCACAGCGCCGGCAUGAUCGCCAUCACCGCCAUCCUCUCCAUCCUCCUCGCCAUCCUGCUGGCCGCGCUGGUGGCCAUGCUCUUCUCCUGCGGCUCGGACUCGUGCGGCAGCAGCACCUUCAGCAAGCCGGAGUCGGUGUCGGUGCAGCGCUACAACACGCACCACGUCUAUGACCAGGCGGCCGCCCGGCUCUGAGCGCCGCCGCCCUCCCGCGUGUCCCCGUGCGGGGUAAAUGUCACCCGCAGUGCUCCUUCCCCCGGUGACACCGGCCCGCAGCCCUGGUGACACCGGCCCGCACCACUCCCUGCCCAUGGUGACACCGGCCAGCAGCCCUGGGGACGCGGCCGGAGCCGCCACCCGGAGCGCGACAUUAAAGGCUUUUCCCGUG
Molecule: messenger RNA, 999 nt
Organism: Zonotrichia leucophrys gambelii
Lineage: Eukaryota; Metazoa; Chordata; Aves; Passeriformes; Passerellidae
Product: uroplakin-3b-like protein 1
Exons: 6
Coding region: 75-806 (243 amino acids)
Cellular component (GO): membrane
Source: RefSeq, a predicted model, not a curated record